UUUUUCUCGGUUAUCGUAAAAAAAUAGUUAAUAUUAACGCUACGUAGUUUUUAUUUGUUUUGAAUAUACAUAAGUAUGCAUAUACAAUAAAAGAUUUUUCAAAAGGAACUUUAAGAUUUCGUUUUUCUGAUAAAAUAUAAAUUGUUGUGUGUACAGUUUAGGAAACUGACUGUCAUUAGAAACAUGCUUAUAAAGACGUUACUUUGCUGUCACGAAAAGAUAUUACUGCAACCAUUUAAUUACAUCCUAAAACUUCCUGGGAAACAGAUUAGAUCACUUUUAGCAUCUGCUUUUAAUCUGUGGUUAAAAAUACCACAAGACAAAGUUGAUUCUAUCAACGAUAUAGUAAAUAUAGUUCACAAUUACACCCUCUUAAUUGAUGAUAUCCAAGAUAAUUCAGUUUUAAGAAGAGGUUUUCCCGUAGCUCAUAGUAUUUAUGGAGUAGCUAGUACGAUAAAUGCUGCAAAUUAUGGUUCAUUUAUUGCGCUAAAAAAAGUUAUAGCUUUGGGGCAUCCAGAGGGUGCACAAGUAUAUACGGAGCAGUUGCUGGAACUUCACAGGGGGCAGGGAAUGGAAAUUUAUUGGAGAGACAAUUGUAUUUGUCCAUCUGAAACUGCAUAUAAGCAUAUGACACUUCAAAAAUCAGCUGCGCUCUUCAUUUUAAGUAUCCGAUUAAUGCAGCUAUUUUCAGAUUGUAAAGAAGACUUUAUUCCCUUACUAGAAACCAUCGGGUAUUAUUUCCAAGUUCGUGAUGAUUAUUUUAAUUUAUAUAGUGAAAAGGAUUUCAAGAACAAAAUAUACGCUGAAGAUUUGUCAGUUGGAAAUUUCAGUUUUCCUAUCGUACAUGCUAUACAAAGUCAUCCAGAAGAUACACAGAUAAUGAAUAUUUUGAGACAACGAACAAGCGAUAUUAAUGUGAAACGAUAUUGUGCUAAGCUAUUAGAAGACUUUGGUUCCUUCGCUUAUACGAGAAAUUUACUCAAAGGAUUGGAUGAAACAGUAAGAACCGAGGUUCAACGUUUAGGUGGAAAUCCUCCAUUAAUAAAAGUUUUAGAUAAGAUAGCAGUUUGAAAGGAUAAAAAUGACCAUGAGCGCUUCUGGGAAACUACAUUUACGUUCUAUUUUCUAUCGGCUCUUUUUUACUUGCUGUUUCGUGUCAGGACCGAAGCCACAAGUCUUGUUUGUGAAAAAUGUAAGCGUACUUCAUUACUUAUUUGUAUAAACAUAUAUAUACAUGUUUGCGUCUGUACCCUCUGUCCAGGAUCAUUUGGGCACAGGCCCAGAUCGCAAACAUUUCUACCUGGGAUACGGAUAUAAAUUGAUGGGCUAAGUCGGAACGAUAGUUUCGUCCCAAGCCCAUCACAUUGUGCUCCCGUGCCCACUCCUGUCCCCGAUUUGGCCCCGUCCGUCAACCAGCCUAAUCUUCCAGGGGGCAGUAGCUCUGCUCUACCUGUUCUUUGCAAACCUGUGAAGCAGCUUGUUGCUUAUACUAGCGCAGUUUACAUAGAGGAUACUCUCUCGCUCGCUUUUUGAGCAACAAACUCCUUCUCAUAUUCAGAGGAAAACGUUUUAGUUUUCACUCCUCAUUGCUACAACUACUAAUUUUUUAUUCUAAAAAUUAAUGUAGAUUGAAAAAAAAAUCUCAACAAUCCUAUCAACUGUAAAUAAAUAUUUGUUUAAUUGA
Hylaeus volcanicus is the source of this 1684-nucleotide messenger RNA. Its product is annotated as terpene synthase-like. The transcript has 7 exons. Gene Ontology annotation, biological process: isoprenoid biosynthetic process. The record is from RefSeq and is a predicted model, not a curated record. Bases 184 to 1071 code for a protein of 295 amino acids. Lineage: Eukaryota; Metazoa; Arthropoda; Insecta; Hymenoptera; Colletidae. Gene Ontology annotation, molecular function: prenyltransferase activity.